AUGAUGAAAAAUGACUGCACUAGACUUGCUUGUGAAUGGCGACAUUACCGCCAGCAGGCCGAGCCGCCCUGCCCCCAGCAGCCCCCCACCUCCCAGGCCGAGGCGUACGGCCAGGUCCCCAAGACGCACCGCGUCAUGACCCUGGCAGACCACAUUUCGCACAUCAUCACCCAGGACUUUGCCAGGAACCAGGACGGCCCCCAGGCGUCGCCCGCCACCUCCUCCUCCCCCGGAACAUUCCAGAGCUCGGCCCCCGCGGCCCUGAGCGCCGGGCCCGGGCGCGCCAAGCUGCCCAGCCGCUACAGCCCCGAGUCGCAGGGGCAGCCGCCGCAGGCCCAGGCCCCGCACCACCCCCGACCGUCCAGCAGGGUGUCGCCCGAAAACGCCUCCGACAAGCCCCGAGCGAGGUACUGCACCCUGUCCCUCUGUCCAGUUGGCAGCACAGACCCAGUCCGAUGUGCUUACUGUACUGUACUGUACUUCAGCGAGUUGCAAGGCAUCAUGAUCAGGGACCUGGCAAGUGCACAGCCUGGCACUGAAAUAUUUAACUUGCCUGCAGUAACUAGCUCAAGUAGCAUCAGCUCCAGGAAUCCCUCCUUCGGGGAUCCAGCCAGUAACCUGGGCCUGGAGGACAUCAUUCGCAAAGCGCUGAUGGGCAACUUUGAGGACAAGCAUGACGAUCACCAGGGAAGCGGCUCCCAGCCCAAUAGCAUGGAGCGGCAAGAGGCUAGCCCCUCCCCCAACACAGGCAUGUCAGCCGGCAAGCAGAAGCUGUUGGGCAAAGCCAACAGCCGGAAGUCCAAGUCCCCGAACCCGGGGCAGGGGUACGCCGGGGGAGAGCGCCCGUCGUCCGUGUCGUCCGUGCACUCGGAGGGGGACUACCACCGCCAGGCCCCGGCCUGGACCUGGGAGGACCGGCCGUCUUCCACCGGCUCCAUGCAGUUCCCCUACAACCCGCUGACCAUGCGCAUGCUGAGCAGCACGCCGCCCUCCUCCAUGCCCUGCGCCUCGCCCUCCCUGCAGGCCCAGCAGGGCGGCGCCGUUCCCCAGGCCCGCGUGUGGGAGCGCGAGCCCCUGCUGUCCGAGCAGUACGAGACCCUGUCGGACAGCGACGACUGAGCGACCUCGGCCCGGGGGGGGAGGAGGAGGCGCCUCGGCCCCCGGGUCCCGCCCCUAGCCCCGCCCCCCCCC
Anguilla anguilla (European eel) is the source of this 1191-nucleotide messenger RNA. Its product is annotated as nuclear receptor corepressor 1-like. The transcript is spliced from 8 exons. The record is from RefSeq and is a predicted model, not a curated record. NCBI's taxonomy places the organism in Eukaryota, Metazoa, Chordata, Actinopteri, Anguilliformes, Anguillidae. Bases 1 to 1119 code for a protein of 372 amino acids.